UUCAAGUAGUGCAAAAAAUAACAUGAGCUAAAAUAAAAUAUUAUGGUACUAAUCUGAGGAAGUUAAAUAAUUUGAUAAAUAAAAAAUAUCUAAUCCAUUUUAAAUAAUUUGUAAUGAUUCAAAGUAAACUGUGGGUAAACAAUAUCAAUCAUUAUCGGAUAAUGCCACAACAACCUCAAGGCUCGUCUUGGAGCUGGGCAUUGGGGGCUUGGGAGUUGGGAAUGCUACUUUAUCCUAGCAAUCUGACAUAGGGAUAGUUGAUGCAUGUCACUGCUACUGGAAUCACCGAACCAUGGCCCCACCAAUCUGACAUAGGGAGUAGGGAAUCCUACUUUAUCUUUAUAUUCUAAAACUUUCAUUCUAUGUUCUAAAGUUUACCUUCUAGUUUUAAAUUUUACUUUUUAUGUUCUAAUGUUUACUUUCAUUGUAUGUUCUAAAGUUGACCUUCUAGUUUAAUUUUUUCACUUUAUUCUAAAUUUUAUUAUGUAUGUUAUAAAGUAAUUCACUAUGUUCUAAAGCAAUAUGUUAUAAGUAUGUCCCUAAUUUACUAUGUUCUAAAGUUUAUCAUUGAUGUUCUAAAGUUUUCUCUGUAUGUUCUAAAGUUUUCAAUGUAUCUUUCUCUUUAUAUUAUAAAGUUUUUUUUUAUGUUCUAAUGUUUUCUUCAUAUUCUAGGACUUUCAUUGUAUGUUCUAAUGUUUACUUUCAUGUUCUAAUGCAGUUGGUGAUAUUUAUCGUACUUCAGAGGUUGUUGGAUCAUUUAGCCCUAGUGGUACCACUAAGGAAUGGAUUCCAAGUGUUCCCGAGGAGUUAAAACCCAGUUUGGGGAUGAUAUUUAAAGAUCCUGAAGAGGGUCUUAGUUUUUAUAAAGCAUAUGCAAAUGCCGCUGGGUUUACUUCUAGGAAAUCUACUACUAAAAGGAAGAAGAAUAACAAAGAUAUAAUUGCUUUUCAAUAUGGAGUUUGCAAUAAGGAAGGUUUUAGGGCAAUAAGAAAACCUAUUGCUCAACAAACAGUUUAUGAAGAAGGAAAAGUUCGUAUUACUAGGAAACGUUUAGUCACUCGUGUAGGAUGCAAUGCUCACAUAUGUAUGAGAUAUGAUGCUGGAAAGUAUGUUGUAACUCAUUUCAAAGAAGAACAUAAUCAUCCUUUAUACAUUCCAAGUUGUGCAAAAUUUCAGAAGGAUAAUAGAAAAAUGCAUAUUAUGCAUAAAAAGUUGAUUGUUGAUAAUUCAAAGGUAAAUGUUGGUCCUGUGAGGUCUUAUACUAUGAUGAAAGAAUUAGCUGGAUCACAUGAUAAUGUUGGUGCAUCUAAACAAGAUUUCAAAAAUUUUUAUAGAGAUUUGAAGGCUUUUAUUGAUGGAUCAGAUGCCCAAAUAUUUGUGGAUAAUUUUCAAAAUAAGAAAUUGCUCUGGAGUGCAUUUUUUUUUUCCUAUGAUGUUGAUGAAGAAUAUAGACUUUGUAGAGCUUUAUGGGCUGAUCCUAUCUGUCGAAAAAAUUAUGCACUUUUUGGUGAUAUGGUUUCUUUUGAUACCACAUUCAAAACAAACAGAUAUAAUAUGAUCUUUGGUCCAUUUACUGGAGUUGAUCAUCAUAAAAAAUGUGUUACUUUUGCGGCUUCUUUUGUAGCUCAUGAGGAUAUAUCAUCUUUUGAAUGGGUUUUCAAAACUUUUCUUAAAUCAAUGGGAAAUAACGAGCCUGUGUGUUUGAUUACCGAUCAAGACCCUACAAUGAAAGUUGCUGUUCGUAAUGUUUUUCAAACUACAGAACAUAGGUUUUGUAUGUGGCAUAUUAUGAAAAAGGUGCCUGAAAAAAGAUUGAGCCGGCAGAAUUUGAAGAAAAGUGGAACAAAGUUAUUUCAGAAUUCCAUUUGA
Chenopodium quinoa (quinoa) is the source of this 1869-nucleotide messenger RNA. RefSeq names its product protein FAR1-RELATED SEQUENCE 5-like. The record is from RefSeq and is a predicted model, not a curated record. Gene Ontology annotation, biological process: regulation of DNA-templated transcription. The transcript has 4 exons. Lineage: Eukaryota; Viridiplantae; Streptophyta; Magnoliopsida; Caryophyllales; Amaranthaceae. The coding region runs from base 826 to 1869 and encodes 347 amino acids.